This is a messenger RNA of Arctia plantaginis, 864 nucleotides long. NCBI's taxonomy places the organism in Eukaryota, Metazoa, Arthropoda, Insecta, Lepidoptera, Erebidae. The record is from the annotation of a GenBank genome assembly.
AUGUUCAAACAACAAUUAUCACCUCGUACCGUUCAUCCGUACCAAACAACAGUAGUGCCUCGAAGUGAUCAGCAGUUUACAUCUGCGGCUCAACAAAGGGCAAAGUAUCCGUGGGCGGACGAUAUUAACGCACCAAUCUAUCAAGUUGCAGGCACUGAUAGCUCCACAUCUGACAAUGCUUACCAUAUGCCUCAUUAUUACAAUGGAACAGUGAGAGACUAUGGACCACCCUCACCUGUGUAUCAGUCCCCAUAUGGAGCUGGCACUUGGCAAAAUUUCAAAAAGGGGGAUAAAGUGUUCACCCACACAGGUCCUACAGAAUCCUACUCGUUUCCACAAUGUGCUUCAGCGUUUUCGCUACCUUUAUGUGAUGUGGAACCACAUACACAAGCAGUGAGUCGCUCUCCUGUGCCACCUUUACCAUCUGUCAGUCCAGAAGUUCCUAUUAUUGGGGCUUGUGGAGGGCACUGUCCUGGAUUUGAGUAUGUUUGCUAUUACAUAUUACAGGUAAUAUUUGUAGUAGGUAUAUUAACAGGGAUAUCUUUGUGUAUCGCUGGUAUUGUACUACGACGCACAAAUCGUAAUGGUGACCUUGGUGUAUUAGUAUAUAUAGGCUGCCUCUCUUCUUGUGUGUGCGGUGUUUUGCUCGGUGUACAAUGUUGUGUGCGUCGUGAAAUCCGACAGCGGAAACUGCGCGCUAACAUGCAUUUACCAAUGCAAUCAAUACAGGAGCAGCCCGGACAAGCUUACCCAUUACUGGCAUCUACUUUACCUCAUAGUCAAGUAUACAGACCAACUGUAAACAUAUGUGCUGAAGAAGAUGUGACCGGAGUUCCUUGGUGGCGCCGCACUAACAGAGACUGA